AUGUCGAGAGGAAUAGGUGCAAUAAAUUCGGCCGGCGAUUAUUUUUGGAUCGAACGAAAUGCUGAUGUUGUUGGUCGAGGUGGAUUUGGCCAAGUAUAUAAAGGUCGUAAUCGGAAUACUGGCGCAUUUGUUGCUGUGAAAACAUGUGUUUUUAAUGAUGAUUUCGCUCAUAAUCAUGAAAUUAAAUUAUUGCGACAAUUUGAUUCGCCUUAUAUUAUUAAAUAUAUUGAUACACAAGUAGUAAAUGAUGGAAGCGGCCGUCUCGCAAUUAUUAUGGAAUUAGCAAAUACCAAUUUGCGUGAUGAGCUUAAUAAAAUAGAAAAUUAUUUCGGUAUACCAUAUAGAAUGUUAAUUCUUCUUAUUGCUCAUUUAGAACGUGGUUUGUCUUAUUUAAAUGAGCGAUUGAUUGCCCAUCGUGAUGUAAAGCCUGCUAAUAUUCUCAUUUGUUAUUCGAAUAAUAGUCCAGUUUUUAAAUUAUGUGAUUUUGGUGGAUCACGUAUUAUUGAAAGCCAAAGCCAACCAUUGAAUUCCAUUUGUGGCACUCCUGGAUAUUUGAAUGAAUAUUUAACUGCUAACCUCGCACUAAAAUCAAAGGCCCUUGUUUAUACAAAAGAUGAAUGUGAUCUAUGGGCACUUGGUUGUACAAUUUUUGAAUGUGCCACUGGAAUAUUGCCGUUUCUUCCAGCUAAAGGUCCUAUGGAUACAGCUACCAUGCAUAAAAUGAUGACCAAUAGACCAGCAGAUGCAAUUAGUGGAUUUACAACAGAAGAUGGUACUAUAAUUUGGCAAAAAGAAUUGCCAUUAGAUCGAUGUACAUAUCCUAAGAAUUUUCAAAGAAUUCUGUGUGAAUUUAUACGAAAACUUUUUGAUCGGCGAGCCUCAACCAAACUUUCUUUCGCUAUGUUCUCAGCAAUGGCUGUUGAAUUGACUACUUUGAGAAUUAUCAACCUUAUAAAUGUAAAUACGCUAUCUGUUGAAGAGUUUUUCGAUGUCUCUUCUGCCAAAUAUUUUGAGAGGUUCAAUUUAGAUCAAUAUUUGCGGCAAAUUUCUGGUUCUAAUUCCACAUCAUGUUUGUUAUUUCUUCCAUUAGGAAGUACCUCAGUUUUACAUCGUACGAUGCAUUGUGUUGGUCGAUCUAAUGAUAUUGUUUCAAUUGGAUAUUGGACAGAUAAUGCUACUCUUAAAGUCGAUAUUCAUCCUUCUAAUCAUCUGAAUGUAUCUGCUAUAACUCUUGAAAAUUUGCUUCAUUCCAAUCGAGAAUUGAAACACGCUGCGGCAAAUGUAUUGUGUUUAGAAAAAAAAAUCAUAGAAUUUGGAGAAUUUAUUCAGGAAGUCAUUCUAUUUUGCCGUAAAUUCUGGAUCACUCUAUCGAAAACGCUUGAAUGCAUUGUAAAAGAUUUAAACAAAGCUAAAUUGUUGCUCAAAGCUAUUGCCCUACAAUCUUCAGUUUUGGGUUUCUGUCAGCGAUCGAAUAUGGAACGUCAAGCUGUCAUAAACAAUGCGAAGCAAGUAGAAAAUGAACUCCUUAUAAUAGAAGAGAAACUUCGAGAAAUCCGAGAAAUGAUGGCUCAACUUCGAUCGGAUAUUGGGAAUUUAGAUACAAUUGAGAUCUCAUUACCUUCAUUUCGCAAAGAUUUCAUUGAAAAUAUUCUUAGAAAUAAGAUCAUCCGAAGUAGUUCAACUAUCCUAAAUUCUGUGGAAAAUUUGUUGGAAAAUGCAGAUUGUAGAUUUAUUUACAAUGCACUAAGAAAGGCGAUUAAUUUAUAUGAAAAAACUUCAUCUGCAACGGAACAAAUUUUUAAAAAACGUAUUGAAAUGGUCAUCAGGAAUAUUUUUGACUUGCCAGCAAAUUUGAACAAGGUAAAAAAACAGCUUGCUGAAAGUAUGGAACUUAUCGCUGUGACGCAUGAAACGAACGAACAUCGUUUCGAACUGAUUUUGGGGCAAAGUAAUUAUUCCAACAAUUCAAGUUCAAAUAGUACGAUUUGUAAUUAUGAACUAAAAGAUGGUAAAUCAAAUCUGAAAGAUACUGAACUGAAGAAUCUUCAGUUAAAAAACUUGGAUUCGAAUAGUGCAUUUUACUUGAAUUUGCAGAAAACUAAUUCACAACUUCGUAAUUUGUUAUUGGAAACAUUAAAUGACGCAUUAGGAAAACGCCGAGAAGCAAGCGAUUCAAUGAAAGAAACUGAAAAAAUGUUGGUUGAAUUAAAUCGAAUAUUUCCGUUAAGUAAAUAA
Molecule: messenger RNA, 2235 nt
Organism: Dracunculus medinensis (Guinea worm)
Lineage: Eukaryota; Metazoa; Nematoda; Chromadorea; Rhabditida; Dracunculidae
Source: the annotation of a GenBank genome assembly